Molecule: messenger RNA, 876 nt
Organism: Oppiella nova
Lineage: Eukaryota; Metazoa; Arthropoda; Arachnida; Sarcoptiformes; Oppiidae
Source: the annotation of a GenBank genome assembly
AUGGCGCUUGGGGUGUUCGGGGAACGGUAUGUGCGGAAAAGGGUGCUCGUGCUGCCACUGUGGCGCCUAUUGUACGCCUUCAUGCUACAGACAAUAAUGAGUGAUCACAUGAGGGAUCACAUGAGAGACAUGAGAGACGUGAGAGAUAUGCGAGACGUGCGGGACGUGAGAGACAUGAGAGAUGUGCGGGAUAUGCGAGAUAUGAGAGAUGUGCGGGACGUACGGGACGUCCCUAUGAACGACAUCCGCGACGACUACUCUCUGGAGGAGAAGAUCGUGACGAGUGUUUGGGUUCACGACCGGCAGAUGAACGGCAAGUCCAUCGAAGAGCUGCGGAUGGACUUCGAGCAGAGGUUCGGCAAAAAGGCGCCGAAACACGACUCGAUGCUGGGGUGGGAGCGGUCGGCGUUCACCACCGGUUCCGUUCUGGAGCCGGUGCCCCAUAUAUCGCACUCACAGACACGGGAACAGCAGCAGCACCACAACCGCAUGCAUAUGGAGUCGGCGUCCAUGUCGUCGUCGAUGUCGCGCUCGUCGGGCGGCGGCGGCGCCGGUCGUAACAAACCGCAGGCCUCCUCAUACCACCCGUCGCUCUACAAGACGGAGCUCUGCCGUCAGUACUAUGAGUACGGGUAUUGCGAUUACGGGGAGCGGUGUCUCUUCGCGCACGGGAAGUAUGAGCUCAAGAGGAUUCCCAACUACAAGACCAAACUGUGCGCCUCCUAUCACAGCUCCGGCUACUGCUCUUUCGGCAGUCGAUGCGCUUUCAUUCAUAAGAAACACGAGGCCAGAGAGGGCUCGGAGGGUCCCACCAAAGUUCGCUCAUCCCGUUCCAUACGACCCAAUCGGCGAACGGAACUCAGUCGCAAGAAAUAG